AUGGCUGAAGAUGAUUUCACAAAUGAUGGGACAGUUGAUAUCAAAGCAAAUCCAGCUAAUAGAAAGAAAACUGGAAACUGGAAGGCGUGCCGCUUUAUUCUUGGGAAUGAAUGCUGUGAAAGGUUGGCGUACUAUGGGAUGAGUACCAAUCUAGUGAACUAUCUUCAGGACCGUCUCAACCAGGGAAAUGUUGCUGCAUCAAACAAUGGAAUGACACUCCUAACAUUGUCUGCUUCGGUCCCUGGUCUAAAGCCAUCUUGUGAUAAGGAUUCUUGCCACCCAACCACAGGACAAACUGCAGCAUUCUUUGUAGCAAUUUACUUGAUCGCUCUUGGAACUGGAGGAAUCAAGCCAUGUGUUUCAUCCUUUGGUGCAGAUCAAUUUGAUGAAACUGAUGAGACUGAGAAGAAAAAGAAGAGCUCUUUUUUUAAUUGGUUUUACCUUUCAAUCAAUAUCGGUGCUCUUAUUGCAUCUUCUGUUUUGGUCUGGAUACAAAUGAAUGUUGGUUGGGGGUGGGGGUUUGGAGUCCCAGCUGUUGCAAUGGCCAUAGCAGUUGUGUUUUUCUUCUCGGGAAGCAAGCUAUACCGAAUUCAAAAACCUGGUGGGAGUCCCAUUACAAGGAUUGUCCAGGUUAUAGUUGCAUCCUGCAGAAAGUAUCGUGUUCAAGUUCCUGCUGAUAAGUCUCUUCUUUAUGAGACUGCAGAAGAGGAAAGUCAAAUCCAAGGAAGCCGCAAGCUUGAACACACAGACAAAUUCAAGUUCUUUGACAAGGCUGCUGUGGAUACCCCAACUGAUGAUAUCAAGGGCUUAAAAAACCCAUGGAGACUCUGCACAGUAACUCAAGUUGAAGAGCUUAAGUCCAUUAUCCGGUUGCUCCCAGUAUGGGCAUCUGGAAUAAUCUUUGCAGCUGUAUACAGUCAAAUGAGCACCAUGUUCGUUUUGCAAGGAAAUACUAUGGACCAACACAUGGGUCCACAUUUCAAGAUUCCAUCAGCAUCGCUCUCCCUCUUUGAUACCCUGAGUGUCAUCUUCUGGGCUCCUGUAUAUGACUGUAUCAUUGUCCCAUACGCAAGGAAGUUCACGGGUCAUGAACGAGGCUUUACUCAGCUCCAACGUAUGGGCAUUGGCCUUGUCAUAUCAAUUCUGUCCAUGAUUGUUGCUGGGGUAUUGGAGGUUGUUCGGCUCAACAUUGUCCGACAGAACAAUUACUAUGAUCUUGAGUACAUCCCAAUGACCAUUUUCUGGCAAGUACCGCAGUACUUUCUCAUUGGAUGUGCAGAAGUUUUUACCUUCAUUGGACAGUUGGAGUUUUUCUAUGACCAGGCACCUGAUGCUAUGAGGAGUUUGGGCUCAGCACUCUCUCUUACUACUGUCGCAUUAGGAAAUUACUUGAGCACUCUACUUGUUACCAUUGUUACUAAAGUUACAACAAGAGGCGGGAAGCUCGGUUGGAUCCCUGAUAAUUUGAACAGGGGCCAUCUUGAUUACUUCUACUGGCUAUUGGCAAUUCUCAGCUUCCUGAACUUCGUUGUGUAUCUCUUGAUUUCAAGGUGGUAUACCUACAAGAAAGCUACAGGGCGUUCUCAUUGA
Molecule: messenger RNA, 1590 nt
Organism: Dovyalis caffra
Lineage: Eukaryota; Viridiplantae; Streptophyta; Magnoliopsida; Malpighiales; Salicaceae
Source: the annotation of a GenBank genome assembly